GCAGGACAACCCACACAACAAGGCGAUGAUAAUGAUGACCCGCGUGGCUGCGUCUGCGAUGGUGGUGGUGGUGGUAGUUGUGGCGGUGUUCGGGCCCGCUGCCGCCACGCCAUCUCCGGAUGCAGAAGCUGUCGCCGCUGCCGAGCCCUGCUGUGGCCGAGGUGCUGCCGGGGCGUUGGGCUUCGUCGGGGGCUUCGUGAUUGGCCGCUCUGUGGGUCACCGCCACCACCACCAUCACGGCUGUGGCGGCUGCGGUGGCGGAUGGUGUGGCGGCUGCGGCAGGAGGAGGAGGAGUUUGGACGAAGUUAUGGGCACUGAAAAGCUCGAGAAAGUGUACUGGCAGAUCGCCUCCAAGGACAAGGACCAGUGCGGGCUGCGGCUUGUGUGCGAGUUGGCUCAGAAGGACCAGCGAGAUCUGACUGACAGCGAAAUCACAGUCCUGCUGCCAUACUGGGGUCUUGAGGAAAGCGACGAGAAGAGCUACUACGGGCGGUACGACAAGGCGGUGUGGCACGGGCAGCAAGGCACCUCCUGCAAGGAGCUCUUCCCGAGGUGCAUCUACUCUGCGGUUCAGAUGAUGACCGAUUUCUCGCCUGACUCUACCGGCCUCGUCCUCUGAGGUGGAAACACCGCACAAUUCACCAGUCUUCUUGUCAUCUCUUAAACAUUUCGGCCACUUUAAAAAAAAACACUUUCAACAGACUUUUCUCGGCGUCAUUAGGUUUUCACUGGUGUUGUCAUGAUCCUUGUGAUGGACAAAUAUUUUGCGUCAUUAAGAAAAUUACCCAUGAGAAGCCAAUUUAUCAUGAAAAUACUUCUUAGGAGACCACGGGGAGUUUCAAAAUAUGGUCCAUCUUUAAAGUUUGUUAGAGUAUUUUAGUUAAUAAAAUUACCUUGCUCUUAA
Messenger RNA from Scylla paramamosain (green mud crab), 904 nucleotides. RefSeq lists its product as uncharacterized. The coding region runs from base 26 to 619 and encodes 197 amino acids. The transcript has 5 exons. The record is from RefSeq and is a predicted model, not a curated record. Lineage: Eukaryota; Metazoa; Arthropoda; Malacostraca; Decapoda; Portunidae.